This is a messenger RNA of Oreochromis aureus, 1958 nucleotides long. RefSeq names its product CD209 antigen-like protein E. NCBI's taxonomy places the organism in Eukaryota, Metazoa, Chordata, Actinopteri, Cichliformes, Cichlidae. The coding region runs from base 31 to 915 and encodes 294 amino acids. The record is from RefSeq and is a predicted model, not a curated record. The transcript has 8 exons.
CACAGCAGCCACACACACACACACAGCAAAAUGCCUGAAGCUGAAGUAGUAUACUCCGAUGUGAAGUUUACAAGAAGAAAAAAGGGAGCCAGUGAGGCCGUUACCCCAUCGACUGACUCGACUUACUCUGAAAUCAAGAUCUCAAAGACUCAGCCAUCCACAGCACAGCUGUCUGAGGAUCCUCAACAAGCUGCGGUGAUCAAAGGGUCAAAGGUCACCUCAGAGAGAGUGGUCCUGGUGGUUCUCAGUGUUCUCCUGGCAGCUGCUCUCGUUGCUCUGUGUUUUACCACAUUUGAUAAAAGUAGAACUAACCAAGAGCUUGAAAAUCUGAAACUUAAACAAACGAAGUGUGAAAGUAAUCUCACAGAGACUCUCUCUAAAAUAAAAUCAUGCAGCACGGUGCAGCCGACCUGUCCAGGACCUAAAGUAAUAGAUGAUCCUUGUUAUAAAUGUGAAGGAGGCUGGGAGCUACAUGGAGAAAAGUGCUAUUACUUCUCCAACAAUGAAUCAUCCUGGAACAAGAGCAGAGAUGAGUGUAGAGCUAAAGGAGGAGACCUGGUUAAGAUAGAGAGCAGAGAGGAGCAGACUUUCCUGGAGAGAAAACUGACAGAUGUAAUGACUGAAGCUGAGGACAAGUUCUGGAUCGGACUGACAGACUCAGCAGUAGAGAAGACAUGGGUGUGGGUGGACGGAUCACCACUGAAUGAAAGUUUGAAGUUUUGGAGUCGCAACGAGCCAGACAAUUGGAAUGGGACAAAUGGUGAACAUCCUGAUGGAGAGGACUGUGCGAGGAUGGGAGAAAAAGGUGGAGCUGUUGAUCUGAAUUGUUGGUUUGAUGCAUUUUGCUCAAAGCCUCACAGAAGUAUUUGUGAGAAAGCAGGAGUAAACGGAAAGUUUAAGAAAGUAUGUGACUGAAAUUCACAUAUGAAACUCCAGAAUGAAGUGAUGCAUUUUUUAAAAUAAUUUCACAAACAGAAACAAAAUGAACACAGUAAAAUAAACAUGAGUAAUAUUUUGUAUCUGACACUUUUCAGUUUUGAAGUGAUUUACACGAACAAGAAAUGUGGGAGCACCUGUGAAAUUCAUUAAACUUUUAAUAAUAAAUUAUCCUGUUUUGUAAACUUAAAGCCAUCUAGAAAGUUAAAAAGUAUUUUGGAUACUGAAUCAAUGAGUACAUCAUAUAACUACAGAAGAACCUAUGAAUUAUUUAUUAUCACUUUUACAGGAAAAGGAAAGGAACGAAGAAAGAAAGACGUGAAGUGUUACAAUGGAAUAAGUAAUUCACGUCAGUGUUAUUAAAAAUAGGAAUGCCACAUUUAACAUCGAGUCAUCCAGUACAGGAAAAGAAGGCUGUGUUUCUCAGAGUUUCCAGUGUGAGAAGCUGUUUGUAACUGUUGUAAAUGAUACACAUUUCUUAACUCUCACAUCUGUGGCUCCUGAAAAACCUCUGACAGUGUGGCACUGCUGUCUGUGCUCUCCUGCAUUGUUAUUUAUCUUCUCUGCGUGUUUUUUAUUUCAAAUGUGUGUCUGAUUUACAAGAAAUUAAACGAGCAACAGAACAUUUGCUGUUGUUGUAAAAUCCUGACGACUUCAUGUGUUAACCCGCUUUUUUUGCAGCGACAAAUUAUAAAUCAUUAGAUAUCAUUACAUAUUAUUAUUACAUAUUAAUCAAUUGUUAAAGAAGGAUCUUAAUUUUAAGAUUUCAAGUGUAAUUUUAAUUUUAAGUAGAGUGCGAUCCUAAGUUGCACCACAAGGGGGCACUUCCAGGUCUGGCACAAAGUUCUGCCCAUAGUUUCCCAGACAAUCAGACCUGUAGAUACUGUACUUUUAUACAGAUGACUGGGAGAUCAUGCACAUUAAAAUAAUGCAUUUUAAGAUUUAAUAAUGAAUAAAGAUAAAUGAAUAAAAUAUGGUUUAGUAAAUUCAUUUCCAAAUCACUUUAGUUUAUUAUACAUUUA